CCCUGCACGAGUAGCCAUGACAUAGAUUUUGAUGGGCCAAUCACACUAAAAACUCGCACAAACGAACUCACUCUUCAAUUGUCAUAUUCUCCGCAUCUGAGUCUGUUACUCUCUCUCUCUCUCUCUCUCUCUCUCUCUAAUCGCACGCAUCGUCUUUCUUAUGGUGAUCGCAGCUGCUUCUUCACUCUGCUUAGGUCGUUCCAGUUGUCAAUUGUGCCAUGCAGAUGGGUUUUCUUGCUCAACGUCGAAUGGGGUCACAAGCACUUGGAUCAAAUCUCCCAUUGACAGUCACAAACCUUCUGAUUGUUCCAGCAUAAGGUGUAGAAGUCCUUAUUUUGGAACACAAUUCCAUAGGUCAUCUGUGGGGCAUGAUCAUUGCCUUUGGAAAGUUUCAGUUGCUGCAGAUUAUUCUGAUUCAGUACCGGAUUCAUCUAGCUAUACAAAUGACCAAAGUUAUCAUCCACUUGAAGAAAUCAAAGUCAACAGAAGGAUCCGGGAAACUCAGCUCACCUCUGCCGAAAUAGCUAGGACAACUGUUGAGGCUAACAGCAGUGCUUUGCUGGUAUUUCCGGGGACAAUACACAGUGAACCACAUGAACAAAUUUCAUGGGCAGAUUUUCAAUAUGUUAUUGAUGAUUAUGGAGAUAUAUUUUUUCAAAUUUUUGAUGAUAAAAACAUUUUGCAAGAUCCUGGAGCUAGUAAUCCUGUGAAUGUUUUGAUUGGGAUCGAUAUUCCAAUGUAUGAGAAUAAAAGGGUGGCCAGUGAGUAUGAUGUUUUCGAUAUUGGCAGUACUGACGAUAUUCUGUUUGAUGAUGACUACUUUGAGGUAAUGGAGCCUGAAAUGUCUGAUGUUCCAGUUGAUUGGGGGAUGCCAGAUACUUCCAGUUGGGUUCAUCCUAUUUAUUUUGCCAAGUGCUUGACAAAGGCAGUUGAUAUGGAAUAUGAUAGAAAAAUGGACCAUCCAUCAAAUGGUGUUUCCAUUGUUGGGUGCCUCAGACCUGCUUUUGCUGAUGAAGAAUCAUACUUAAGAAGGUUAUUUCACUUUGAAGAUAAUGAUGAAUAUAAUUCCAACUGGAAAGAUGCAGAAAUUUUGAGCUUUAGCUCCAAAAUUAAUGGAAGCAGCACAAGAUCAACUAUUUAUCGGUUGGAGAUCAUGAGGAUAGAGCUAUUCUCUGUAUAUGGCAUUCAGUGUGCAAUUGGUUUAGAAGAUUUUCAAGAUGCUGAGCCCGAUAUCCUUGCACACUCUACUUCAGCAAUUCUAGAACAUUUUAGUGAGAAGGGAAUCAGGUGCAAUGCUGCUCUUAAAGCUCUUUGCAAGAAAAAGGGUCUUUCUGCUGAGGGAGCUAAAUUGAUUGGGGUUGAUAGCCUUGGCAUAGAUGUCAGAAUUUUCUGUGGUGUGGAAGUACGAACUCAUCGUUUUCCCUUCAAAGUCCGGGCUACCUGUGAGGCAGCUGCUGAAAAGCAGAUUCAACAGCUAUUGUUUCCAAGGUCUCGCCGAAAGAAAUUUAGAAGUCAUGCUGAUGGACUUAGGGACUCCAAGUCAUUUUAGUUCUGCUGUUGUAACUAAUAUUGAGGAAGGAUUUUGCAGUUUUUAAAUAAAUUUUUAGGCUGGGUUUGUCAUCGAUGUAGGCCUUUAAGAAAUCCAAUAAAUUACAGAUGAGAAAAACCUUCUUUACAUUUUGAAAUAUAUAUCAAAAGGUUUUUUGGCUUUUCUA
Molecule: messenger RNA, 1715 nt
Organism: Hevea brasiliensis (rubber tree)
Lineage: Eukaryota; Viridiplantae; Streptophyta; Magnoliopsida; Malpighiales; Euphorbiaceae
Exons: 12
Coding region: 161-1549 (462 amino acids)
Source: RefSeq, a predicted model, not a curated record